Cyprinus carpio (common carp) is the source of this 1585-nucleotide messenger RNA. Its product is annotated as OTU domain-containing protein 3-like. Bases 90 to 1103 code for a protein of 337 amino acids. Gene Ontology annotation, biological process: protein deubiquitination. The record is from RefSeq and is a predicted model, not a curated record. The transcript is spliced from 8 exons. Gene Ontology annotation, molecular function: cysteine-type deubiquitinase activity. Lineage: Eukaryota; Metazoa; Chordata; Actinopteri; Cypriniformes; Cyprinidae.
UUAUUUUAGUAUGGUUGUGUGAGUACAGGUUACAGUUUUGUGUGUGUGAACGAUAAAUGCAUGACCGAGUGUAGUACAGCAGCUCCAUCAUGUCAAGGAAACAGUCAGGAAAGCCCAUAAGGGGAAACAGGAAGUGUGAAUUAGAGAGGAAGAGAGACGAGAGAGCGGCCCGCCGGGCUCUGGCCAAAGACAGGAAGAACAGACCUCCAGGAGGAGCUGACGGUGAGGAGUUUGUCAGCUUCUCCAACCAGCUUCAGGCUCUGGGGCUCAAACUCCGCGAGGUGCCUGGAGACGGGAACUGUUUGUUCCGGGCUCUUGGAGAUCAGCUGGAGGGACAUUCGCGAGGUCACCUGCGUCUGCGGCAGGAGACGGUGCAGUACAUGAUGACACACAGGCAGGACUUCGAGCCCUUCGUUGAAGAUGACGUGCCAUUCACAGAGCAUUGUAAGAGAAGUCUCGAGGUCUUUUUUGUUGGUAAUGAUGCCAUCGUGGCCUUCGCUCGCAGCCAGCAAUUGAAAGUGGUUAUUCAUCAGCUGAACGCUCCACUGUGGGAGAUAAAUGGUACAGAGAAGCCUUCAUGCCGUGAGCUACAUAUCGCAUAUCGCUAUGGAGACCAUUAUGACAGCGUCCGAAAGACUGGAGACAACUCUGAGAGUCCGGCACAUCUGCGUAUAGAGAGUCUGAAUAAUCCCAGACGCUUUGGAGACGGUCAGAAGGAGAAGUCGAGAGGCGCCUCUCCCUCACGCUCUCACUCUGAAGAUGAAGAGCUGAUCUUGAGUAUUCUCUGUGAUGAUAGUCAAUCAGACAAUCUGUGUCAGUCAAGCCUAUCAUCACAGAGAGAUUGUGCCUCAGGGACACACCCUUUAUGUCAAGACAUGCAGGCAGAAUGUAGUGAAAACACAUCGCCAACAGAGGACAGCAUCACACUGAAAUCCAAGCUCUCUAAUAAACAAAGGAAAGAGCAACAGCGGCUAGAAAAGAAGAAGCGUCAGGAGGAGAGACACAGACAGAAGGUUUUACAGGGCAGAGGGUCACAUGACCAGAAUCAGAACAUACCUGAAGCUGUCACUCUUGUGCCAGCGCUCAACACCCUGAGCAUCUAGAGCAAACAUGGGAAGCUAUUUUAAGUGGUCCGUACACUGUGCAAUGAUCUAGAAACUUAAUAGUUUCUGUGUUGUAAUAGGGACUGUGUUGUAUGACUGAGGGUGCAUUUCUUUAGCACGAGGAUGACAUCAAGAUGCAUCGGGCUGUAAGCUCUGCUUGAGAUUGCUGGUGACUGCAUUUUUGUACCGAACAUAGUCAAAUAUUAACUCUAAUUAAUUUCAGUUGACGCAUUUCUGAGCUCAGCCAAAGAACACUUGGAAAGGGAACCAAAAUAUUGAGAGGAGAAAGAGUUGAAGAUUAAUAAUGGACCACUGUUUAAGCCUGUCGGGGUAUUUGAUUUAUUUGUUUAAAAAACGUUCGGUUCUGUUUCUACAUUCAGUUUCUGCAUUCGAAUGAUCAUUGAUUUAAUUUAGCGUUUCCAAACAGUUGAGCAACUUCAUAUUCUGCAGUGGAAUUCUAUAAAUAAACAUUUCAAAUGGGA